Molecule: messenger RNA, 4239 nt
Organism: Hevea brasiliensis (rubber tree)
Lineage: Eukaryota; Viridiplantae; Streptophyta; Magnoliopsida; Malpighiales; Euphorbiaceae
Product: actin cytoskeleton-regulatory complex protein PAN1
Exons: 13
Coding region: 173-3916 (1247 amino acids)
Biological process (GO): endocytosis; endosomal transport
Cellular component (GO): plasma membrane; nucleus; cytoplasm
Molecular function (GO): calcium ion binding; protein binding
Source: RefSeq, a predicted model, not a curated record
GGUGGGCUCGAGGUUUUCUUCCUUUUCUGGAUGCUCUCUCUCUCGCUUCUCUUUCUCGCCAGGGGUUUGGGCAAUCGGUUUUUUUAAUUUAAUGAUAUCCCUUAAUAAAAAGCUGGGCAAUUGAUCCUCCAAAUUCAUCCAGCAUUUGAGGCUGGAUUCAAUUUGAUUGAAAAUGGCGAAUACAGAUCUGUUCGAUGCAUAUUUCAAGAGAGCAGAUUUGAAUGGCGAUGGUCAGAUCAGUGAAGCUGAAGCCGUUGCUUUCUUUCAAGGUUCUGGUUUACCCAAACAAGUCCUUGCUCAGGUGUGGAUGCUUACUGACCAGAGAAAAGUUGGUUUCCUUGGUUGGCAAGAGUUCUAUAAUUUUCUUAAGCUUGUUACUGUGGCACAAAGUAAGCGUGAGCUGACUCCAGAUAUGGUGAAGGCAGCGUUGUAUGGUCCUGCUUCGGCUAAAAUUCCGGCUCCUCAGAUAAACCUUGCACCGAGGCCUGCUCCUAAUGCAGUGACACCUGCCCCUCAGAUGGCUGGCGCCACAUCAGUGUUAUCUCAAAUCACUGGUAUCAGACCACCACAGAUGCCUGGAAAUGCAAACACAAACCAGCACUACUUCCCAUCUCAGCAAAAUCAGUUUAUGAGGCCACCCCAAUCUAUGCAUCCCAAUUUCGUGUUUCAUCCACCACAAGUGCCUGCAAGCCAUGGUGUGCCUAGGGGUACUACCAUGGCUGUUUCUCGCCCUCCAAAUUCAAAUAUCUUAACUGAUCGGGCUGGUGGAGGUAUAGGUGUCCCAACUACCCAAAGUCAAAGUAGGGGGUUUAGUCCUCCUGCAAUUCAGGAUGGAUUUGGGCCAACAGCAUCAUGGUUGAUGCCCUCUGUCCAACAUAGACCGCAGUUGGCCACUGAACAGACACCUUCUAGUAUACCAAAACCUCAAGAUGCAGCUGUGGCCUCCAAACAAUCUGCAUCUAAGGAUUCUAAAGUUUCAAGGAAUGGCUUUGCCUCGGAAUCAGUUUUUGGAGAUGUAUUUUCUGCAACUCCUGCUCAACAAGCACAAAGUUCCUCAUCAGCUGUGUCAUCUACGAGUACCUUACCUGUCUCAUUGGGAAUUAAUCCAUCUUCUCUUGGGUCCCAACCUUCAGUCAAGCCAAGCUCUCUUGACACCUUGCAGAGUACAUUUUCUCAGCAACCUGUUGGUGGGCAAUCAACAGGAAGACAGAACCAGCCUGUUACAGCUCAAGGUUCUGUUGUUACUCCUUCAUCUGGGUUUACUGUUGGAGCUGGGAAUUCAGAUUCCAGUCAAUCCCAGCCCUCAUGGCCAAAGAUGACUCACUCUGGUAUUCAGAAGUAUAUGAAAGUAUUUGUGCAGGUCGACACAGAUAGAGAUGGAAAAAUUACUGGUGAACAGGCACGCAACCUUUUCUUAAGUUGGAGGCUGCCAAGAGAGAUCUUAAAACACGUUUGGGAUUUAUCUGAUCAAGACAAGGACAGUAUGCUUUCUUGGAGGGAGUUUUGUACAGCGCUCUAUUUGAUGGAACGUUAUAGAGAAGGCUGUUCUCUUCCUACAACACUUCCAAGAUCUGUAACGUCUGAUGAGGUUCUGUUAUCUGCCACAAGCUACCCUACCGCUUCAUAUGGCACUAGCAGUGGAACUUGGAGACCUGCUUCUGGUUCUCAACCACCACAAGUUGUGAUGGGUCCAAGGCCAGCACCUGCUGCUGCAGCAAGGCCACCAAGGCCUCCUGUUCAAUACGCUGAUGAAAAACCACCCCCUCAGCUAAAGUCCAAAGUUCCUGUUCUGGAAAAGCAUCUUGUUGAUCAACUUAGCCAGGAGGAGCAGGAUUCUCUGAAGUCAAAGUUCCAAGAGGCAGCACAGGCUGAUAAAAAGGUUGAAGAAUUGGAAAAGGAAAUAGCAGAUUCUAGACAGAAAAUUGAGUUCUACCGUGUUAAGAUGCAGGAACUUAUUUUAUAUAAAAGCCGAUGUGACAGUCGACUAAAUGAGGUAACAGAGAGAGUGGCUGCUGAUAAACGCGAGGUUGAGGCAUUAGCCAAGAAAUAUGAGGAGAAAUACAAGCAGACUGGGGAUGUAGCGUCUAAAUUAACAAUUGAAGAGGCCACGUUUCGUGAUAUUCAGGAGAAGAAAAUGGAAUUAUAUCGGGCAAUUGUUAAAAUGGAACAAGAAAGCACUACUGAUGAUACUUUCAAGGAGAGAUCUGAGAAUAUACUGUCCCGUCUUGAAGAACUUGUAAAAAGUGUCAAUGAACGCUGUAAACAAUAUGGAUUGCGUGCUAAGCCAAUCUUACUGGUUGAGCUUCCCUUUGGCUGGCAACCUGGAAUUCAAGAAGGGGCAGCUGACUGGGAUGAAGAUUGGGAUAAAUUUGAAGAUGAAGGUUUCAUGUUUGUCAAAGAGCUCACUCUGGAUGUGCAAAAUGUUGUAGCCCCUCCAAAACAGAAAUAUUUAGUUCAAAAAGUAACCACUCCCACAAAUGAGGAUUUAAGUGCUUCACCCUCAAAGGCUGCAGCAAUGUCAGAGAACGAUGCAAGACUAGGUGAAGCAGCUCAAGAGAAAGAAUCAACUCACUACCAUAGUGAGAAUGGCACGGCAAGGAGUCUGCCAGACAGUCCUGCUGGUGCUGGAAGAAGUCCAACAGAGAGCCAAUUGCAUGAAUUCCGAGAUUCUCCAUUCAAAGAGAGUACUGGUGCUGAUAGUUCACCCCACACUAAAGAAAUCCAAAGUGACAUGGGUAGCACUGAAAUUUCUGGGGAUAAAAAUGGUGAUGAACAUGACUGGGGUACAUUUGACACUCAUUAUGAUACAGAAUCUGUUUGGGGCUUUGAUUCUGUUAAUGGCAAGGACUUGGAUCAUGAUUCUCACAGUGAAAGUCUAUUUGGUAUGGGUGAAUUUGCUCUAAAUCCAAUAAAGACAGGAUCCUCACGUGCAGAUAAUAUGUACCCGGGGAAGAGCACAUCUGUUUUUGCAGAUUCUGUUCCAGGCACCCCUGCAUAUGAUCAGGGGAGAAGCUUGUUUGCAGAUUCUGUUCCAAGUACCCCUGCAUAUAACCAGGGGAAGAACACAUUUAUGUUUGCAGAUUCUGUCCCCAGCACCCCGGCCUACAACCAGGGAAAGAGCUCCUUUGGUUUUGCGGAUUCUGUUCCCAGCACCCCAGCCUAUAACAAGGGGAAGAGCUCCUUUGGGAUUGUGGAUUCUGUUCCCAGCACCUCAGCCCAUAACCAGGGGUCAUUUGGAUUUUCAGAUUCUGUUCCUGGCACCCCUGCCUAUAAGUUUGGGAGCUCUCCACGGAAGUUUAGUGAAGGGUCGGAGGACCACUCCUUUGACAGCUUAUCUAGGUUUGAUUCGUUCAGUAUGCAUGACAGUGGACUAUUUCAAUCCCCACGCCACUCUCUUGGAAGAUUUGAUUCCAUGAACAGCGCUAGGGACUCUGAUCAAAGUUAUGGCUUCCCAUCAAGGUUUGAUUCAUUUAGAGAAUCCAGAGAUUCUGAUCAAGGUCAUGGAAGGUUUGAUUCUUUCAGAGAUUCUGAUCAGAGUCAUGGUUUCUCACGGUUUGAUUCGUUUAGGGACACUGAUAACAGUCAGAGUCUCCCAUCAAGGUUUGAUUCGUUUCGAGAGACUGAUAACAGUCAUGGGUUCCCAUCAAGUUUUGAUUCAUUUAGAGACACUAGAGACUCGGAUCAGGGUCAUGGGUUCUCAAGAUUUGAUUCAUUUAAUGCCAAUGACAGUGGAUUCUUCCAGUCCUAUGGCAAUUCCUUUGCCAGAUUUGAUUCUGUACGUGGCUCUAGAGAGACUGAUAAUAGUCAAUUCUCAUCAUUUGACGACUCUGAUCCAUUUGGCUCUACUGGGCUAUUUAAGACAUCAGUAGAGAGGGAAACUCCAAAAAAAAGUUCUGAUGACUGGAAAGCUUUUUAAUCAGGAAGUGGAUAUGAUACUACUCGUGCUUUCCUCCAUAUGAAGCUUUUUCUUGUUUAUUUUUUAUGGUCGAUGAGAUUUGGUCCUGUGUAGGUGUGGCGGCCUGGUUCUUCCAUGAGUACAUAGCGUGUGGUGGUGAAUUAUUGGCUGUACCUUGUGAUGUUAGCCUUGUUGGAUUUUGCAGGUCUUUUCUUUUGUUAAAUUGAAUUUACUUUUUAGUUUUUUGUUGUUGUAAUUUUUGAUCAGGACACAUGAAUUAUAUGUAAUUUUUUCAAACAGAUACUCUUAAACACUACUUGUGAUAUGAAAGUCAAAUUGAAUUA